CUUUCUUUUUCUUUCCUGCCUUCUGUAAUCUUUUUUCCAACAAAUGUUUUUUUUUUUUCUGUAAUCUUUUUUCCUAUUUCCAGCUUUCCAUUUCUUUAAUCAUAGCACGGACCUCUUUCCGCUAAGAAAUCCGAAAGUUUCCUCUCCGGCCGACGACUGUACGUGUACACUUCGGCUCCAUUCUCAAGCCUACAGUCAAGAGCCGCCAACCCUACCGAUUUGAGUACACUCUUAGGAUCACCAACAACGGCCUUAACGAGCAGGGGUAGAUAGGUAUGGAAAUAUUGGAUUAUACUCACUUAUGAAUUGGAUUCAAUCAGCUCUCAAGCAUCCCUAGUAUCUAACAAUGGUAUAGCCGUAGUUUCGGGCGGGAGAGGAGGUGAAAAACACCCGAAUCAACCGUCGCCGGGGACUGCAGACCGAAACACGAAUCUCGAUGACUGCCUUCGUCGCUUCUUCCACCCUCGUCCCGCCGCCGUUGAAAGCCAUCGUGAAUCACCCGUCCACCACCAAUUUCCCCUUUCACGAAUUCAAAAUCCGCCAACGGUCCAUCCUCAAAUCUCGACCUGCUAGCAUCAUCAGCCCCAGGAGAAACCUCUGCGUAGUCCAUGCCGGGGAGAACAAUGGCGAUAGAGAUGUGGCAAGCAUGGAAGAGAAGGGAAAGGAAAAGGGCCAGCAGAAUAAUAUGCAAGCCACAUUGAAUUUGAAGUGGGUUGAGCUAUUGCUAGAUCCGGACCCGGAAAACAUUUUGGCGGUUGGGUUAACGGGUCUGUUGGCGUGGGCGGGUGUGCAGAUCUUGUGGCAGCUGUUCGUGAUCUCUGUGGCGAUUCUGGUUGCUGCUCUCAAGUAUUCCUUCAUAGCCGCACUUCUCAUCAUCAUCCUCAUCACUCUUCUUUGAUCACAGCGGAAACUCAAACUCUUCAAUUUGUCAGUUCUGGUGAUGGAAAUCCAGGCUUAUCUGCUCAUGUGAUGUAGUCGUUAUUCGAAUCCCCACAAAGAAUUUACAAGUGAUUGUGAUUUUGAUCUCAAUGCAAUUUGAAUAUUUUAUCUAAAUCAAGAGAAUGUGGACACAAUAUGUAAGAAUGAAUAAAAUAAUUAAUGUUUUUUAGUAUUCUUACUCGUGCGUUGCACAAGCUACACAAAACUCUCAUUAAACAAUAUUUCAGAUUUUAAACAUCAAAUAAAUAUCUUCAUAUUAAUAAAAGCUUGAUUUUUUCAUAUCGAAGAAACUCACCACUUCAUAAUAGUUUUAAAAUAUACGUAGUAUUUCAUUAUGAUGAAAAUAAGCUUUAAAGAGACUACCAAGGGCGCAUGUUUCUUUUAAUCCACGACUUCAUAUUUCUUUUAAUCCAUCAAAAGAAUGUAACACACGGCCAAUUUGCAUUUACAACAACCGAGACUGGUUACUACUUCGCAUGUUUCUGGAUGCAUGGAAACUUUUCAGCGACUACCAAGGGUGCAACUGUUGCUCUUGUCUGGAGACAGGAAUUUUUGCAAAGGAUUGAGAAUCAGUUGCAAGAAAAGAAAAAUUAGAGGGAGUCAAUCUUGAGUUGAUGAAACUUGAAGGAAUAAUUCAAGCCAUCCAUGAAAAUUUUGAAGUAUAGGAAAGAAGGGAAGCUGAGGCAAGGGAGGUGAGUGAGAAAACCAAUGCGAGAGUGGCUUUGUUGAGUAUAAUGUCCCUUGGCAUCUGUGUAUUUGUUUCAUCCCUGCAACUUUGGUAUUUGAGGAAUUAUUUUCAAAAGAAAAAGCUCAUCUAAUAUUCAUGAUUCUAAGUUCUAACCUUUUCCUCAUAGAAUGUCUCAAAUACUGGUUGUCACCUUCAAUCUAUACGUCUAAAUAUGUACCAUAGAUAAAUGUAUAUCACAUCCAUGUUAUAGCCUCUUUGAUGGGCUGAAAUUGUAAUGUCCUUGUGAAACUUCACAUAUGGAGUUUGUGCUUUAGAAAACCAACUUUGUUUUAGGAGUCCUAAUUAGAAGAAGCUUUCAUGAUAUCCAUCUCCAUUUAUGUAGACUACUGAUUUUAAUGCCUGUAAAAGUAACGUGGCUGAUGGAAUUUGCUUAAUUUUGAAAGUGUGGUCAAAGUAAUAUGGCUGAUGGAAUUUGCUUCAUUUUGAAAGCGUGGUAUCCAAACGAGUACAUGAGAUGCCCACAGAAAGAGAAGAAAACAAUAACUCCAAAUUUGAUCUUUGCACCCCGUUCAUCACAUGAGAUGAAUGUGGUCCAAACAGUGCCUAUGCGGUCUGCAAAAAAUCUCAGGAUACGUGUGAAAUAGUAUGUGGUAUAACACGAUUGAAUUGUAGACAUGGUUUGGAGAACCUAGUUAUUUUUUACGCUGUAGCCUGUAGGUCACUUGUAUGAAUAUACAACCUUAUUUUCACUCUUGCAGAGUGCAAAUUUAAAUAUUACUCCCCC
Molecule: messenger RNA, 2411 nt
Organism: Cuscuta epithymum
Lineage: Eukaryota; Viridiplantae; Streptophyta; Magnoliopsida; Solanales; Convolvulaceae
Source: the annotation of a GenBank genome assembly